AUGCGUCAAACAAUACAUGAGUCUGCAAUUGAAGAAGAACAUGAAAUUCAAAGAGACUUGCUAUCAGCCUUUGAAGAGGAGUCUGUCCCUUUACGUCUCCAAAUUCCCAAUCAUGUCAUACCAGAUUUAUACAUUGCGAUUGACGAUGAAACGCAAAACUCCGAUUUAAGAACGUCAUAUGUUCAUGCACAUGGUAGUAGAUCAUCACAUAAAGUACCAAUGCGUCAAACAUUACAUGAUUCUGCAAUUGAAGAAGACCAUGCAAGUCAAAGAGACUUGCUAUCAGCUUUUGAAGAGGAAUCUAUCCCUUUACGGAUCCAAAUGCCCAACCAUGGCAUACCAGAUUUAAACAUAGCGAUUGACGAUGAAAUGCAUAACUUCGAUACCGGAACAUCCUCUGGUCAUGCGCAUGAAGAGUAUUGUGAUUUCGGUGAUGCAACCAAUAGUUGUAUCCAUUGUGGGGCGUUGUUUUGGUUCGAGGAAAGGAAGAAAAACUAUUCCAUUAAAGGUUCACCGAUGUUUUCAUUGUGCUGCAACAAUGGGAAGAUUAAGUUACAGGAGAAUACGUUGCCACCUGAAGGUAUAUUUGAUCUAUUUUUCGGCACUGAUGAAUUAUCAAAAAAAUUCCUACAGAACAUUAGAACAUACAACAACAUGUUCUGCUUCACAUCAAUGGGCGGAAAAAUAGACAAGAGCUUGAACAAGGGAGGAGCACCACCUGUUUUCAGAUUAAGUGGACAAAACUAUCACUUAAUGGGUAGUCUCCUACCAGAAGACGGUAAAGAACCACAUUUUGCUCAGUUGUACAUAUACGAUACGACAAAUGAAAAGAACAACCGUAUAAAUGCUGUGAGGGGUAGAGCUGAUCAAGAUGACAUUCAUGUAGAAAUAGUGAAUGUGCUUCAGAAGGAGCUGGAUCAAAAUAAUGUUUUGGUUAAGUCAUUUCGGAUGGCUAGAUCUGAGCUUGAUAGUAACUCAUGCGCUGAAGUCAAAAUAAAGUUAUUGGGGAAACGCACUAAAGAUGCAAGGACAUACAAUCUGCCUCAAGUGUCCGAAGUAGCAGCUUUAAUAGUUGGAGAUCUGGAUACCAGUAUUGGUGAGCGUGAUAUUGUUGUUCAAGCUAAUGGUGGGCAAUUGCAAAGAAUUAGUGAAUUAAAUCCUUCAUAUAUACCUCCCACUACAAUACCCCCUGUUGUUUCCAUAUGCAAUCGUUCAGCUGGUGGUAGACAGAGGAUUAGCCCCAGGGAUUAUUUUUGCUAUCGAUUACAGACAAGAGAUUCUGCUCCCAGUACAUUGCUAUUUGCAAAGCGCCUGUUCCAACAGUUUGUGGUAGAUGGAUACACGAUGGUGGAGUCCGGAAGACUCAUUUAUAUCAGGACACAUCAAAAAAGCUUAAGAUGUGAAUCAUACAGUGGGUUGACUGACGCUUUAACAAGGGGUAAAGUCAACCCUGCAGCACAAGGUCGAAGAAUAAUACUCCCUUCAAGUUUCACAGGUGGUGCCCGGUACAUGAUACAAAACUAUCAAGAUGCCAUGGCAAUAUGUAGAUGGAUUGGUUAUCCCGAUUUAUUUAUAACAUUUACAUGCAAUCCAAAGUGGCCUGAGGUACAACGUUUUCUAAAAGAUCGCAGGUUGAAAGCCGAAGACCGACCUGACAUCAUCUGCCGUUUGUUCAAGAUGAAGUUGGAUUCCUUGCUAGCUGAUUGUCGAAAGAAUAAACUUUUUGGCUCUGUGGCCGGAGUUAUAUAUACAAUUGAGUUCCAAAAGCGAGGUCUUCCGCAUGCUCAUAUAUUGAUUAUUUUGAAAAUGAAUAAGGACGUUAGUGAAGUUGUUACUCUAGAUAAGAUAAUUUUUGCAGAGAUACCAGAUGAAAAGACAGAUGUACAAUAUUACAAAGCGGUAGAGGAAUUUAUGAUGCAUGGGUCAUGUCGAAAAGCAAGGACCAAUUCUCCCUGUAUGGUAAAUGCACGAUGCUCAAAACAUUUUCCUAAGAGAUUUGUUGAGAGUUCUACAUUUGAUGCCGAUGGUUACCCGGUAUAUAGAAGGAGAGACAACGGCAAUAUAGUUACAAAAAACGGGAUCGCGUUGGACAACAGGUAUGUUGUACCACACAAUAGACAUUUAUUGCUUAAGUAUAAGGCUCAUAUAAAUGUCGAGUGGUGCAACCAGUCACGCUCAAUCAAUUACCUGUUCAAGUACGUUAACAAGGGUCAUGACAGAGUACCUGCAGAAUUCUACAAGACAACCAGUGAUGAAGAGAAGGGGAAAGCCAUAGAUGAGAUCAAUAUGUACUACGACUGUAGGUACAUAUCACCAUGUGAAGCAAUAUGGCGUUUGUUUGGUUUUGAUAUACAGCUUAGGGCUCCUUCAGUUGAAAGGUUAAGCUUUCACCUUCCAAAUCAACAGAGUGUGAUAUUUUUAGAUGAUGAUCCUGUUGAAAACAUUAAGAAAGAUGUCCGAAAAUGGCAGCCAAGGAAAAAAGGAUUCUCAAUUAGUCGGAUAUUUUAUGUUCCCCCAGCUACUGGCGAAAUAUUUUAUUUGAGGUGUCUGUUGAAUAAAAUACGUGGACCUACAAGUUAUGAAGAUAUCAGGACUGUAAAUGGUGUCCACUAUAACUCAUUUCGAGACGCGUGUUAUGCCAGAGGUUUAGUUGAUGAUGAUAACGAAUAUGUUGAUGCAAUAUAUGAAGCCAGUCAUUGGGCGUCAGCUGAUCAACUGAGGAGAUUAUUUGUUACAUUGCUAAUGAGCAGUUGCAUGGAUUUUGUGUUGACCGAUUCGCACAAGAUGAACUUUGCUUUAGUGGAGAUUGAAAAACUAUUAUCUAUUCAUGGGAAGAGUUUGAAGGACUAUCCUGAAAUGCCUACUGCAAACUGUACUGCAUUAAAUAUUAUAUCAAACAGGUUUAUACAAGAGGAAUUAGCAUACGACUGUGUGGAACAAGAGAAAGAGAACCAGGAGUUGGUAAGGCAAUUAAUUGAUGAGCAAAAGGUCAUAUACAAUGAGGUGUUAACCGAUAUUGAUGGCCAGGCUGGAGGGUUAUUCUUCGUUUACGGUUACGGAGGUACUGGAAAGACGUUUUUGUGGCGUGCAUUGUCCUCCGCAUUAAGGUCUAAAAGAGAAAUAGUGUUAAAUGUUGCAUCCAGCGGUAUAGCGUCGCUUUUAUUACCAGGGGGCAGAACUACACAUUCUCGAUUUGCCAUACCGAUAUCUGUUAAUGAAGAUUCCACUUGCAACAUCAGUCACAGUAGUCAACUAGCAGAGCUUAUUGUGCAAAGCAAGUUGAUCAUAUGGGAUGAAGCUCCAAUGAUGCACAAAUUUUGUUUUGAGGCCCAAGAUCGAACUAUGAGGGAUUUGAUGCGUUUCAAAAAUCCAAGGAGCUAUGAUAUGACAUUCGGUGGUAAAACAGUUGUGCUAGGUGGGGAUUUCAGACAGAUUUUACCAGUCAUUCCGAAGGGUACAAGACAAGAUAUUGUCCGUGCAAGCAUUAGCUCCUCCUAUUUAUGGAAAUCCUGCAAAGUAUUGCGGCUGACUAAGAAUCUACGACUAAGAAGUGUACAAUCACAAAUAGAGUGUCGAGAGAUCGAGGACUUUGCAAAAUGGAUAGCUAAUAUAGGUGACGGAACGGUUGGUAUUCAAUUUGAUGGUGGGUCAGAUAUUACAGUUCCUGAACAUUUAUUGCUAGAGUGCGAGGAGGACCCUAUUGCCACAAUUGUUGAUAGCACCUUCCCGAAUUUUAGACAAGGGAUGGGUGAUCUGUCAUACCUCAAUGAUAGUGCAAUUUUGGCUCCAACAUUGGAUGUCGUAGAUAGCAUUAACCAAUACAUGAAUGACCAUAAUCCGGCUGAGGGAAAGACAUACUUGAGUUGUGAUUCAGUUUGUAAAUCAGAUUCAAAUGUUGAUAGGUUAGUAGAUUUGCACACUCCCGAAUUCUUGAAUGGCCUUAGAUGUUCUGGAGUACCAAAUCAUGCAUUGACAUUGAAAGUUGGGUCACCUGUUAUGCUCUUGAGAAAUAUUGAUCACACACUCGGAUUAUGUAACGGUACAAGGUUGAUUGUUACUAGGUUAGCUGAUCACGUGUUGGAAGGCAAGAUCAUGUGCGAUUUACUGCUCAAGAGGCAAUACAAUAGGAUAUCAACUAUGGCUGGAGAUCUACACUACUUCCGCUACUACGAUGUUAAGUGUCUCGUAGAUUCUACUCUGUAUGGUUAG
Ipomoea nil (Japanese morning glory) is the source of this 4209-nucleotide messenger RNA. RefSeq lists its product as uncharacterized. Gene Ontology annotation, molecular function: DNA helicase activity. NCBI's taxonomy places the organism in Eukaryota, Viridiplantae, Streptophyta, Magnoliopsida, Solanales, Convolvulaceae. Bases 1 to 4209 code for a protein of 1402 amino acids. The transcript is spliced from 11 exons. The record is from RefSeq and is a predicted model, not a curated record. Gene Ontology annotation, biological process: DNA repair; telomere maintenance.